AUGAGCUCGAGCCUUGUAAACUCAAUAGCCAAGGUUUACGAUCCAAAACCUCUUCACGGCCAGAAGAUGACAGGAAGGAAGUUUUCUUUAAAUGCAUCGGACAAGUUUCAAGCUUCCUCUUCCCAUGAUGUUUCCCUGCGCUGUAUGGAGAACAGAAUGGACUCCCUGAGCUCCCAGAUGGAGCACUUACUCAACAUGCAGCAGGCAGUCCUGACACGGCUGGACAGCCUGUCCCACGAUGUGAGGGGUCUGGGCCGGGAUCUGGCGUCCCUGCGUGCGGAAGGCCACGACGGAAGAUGUGGGUUGAGGAUAGAGGCGGCUUGCGGGGAGCUGCGUGGCACCGUGGAGAGGACCGGAGAGCAUGUUGAGAGUCAGGGACGCAGGCUAGAGGGGGUGGAGAAGCUGGUGGAGGGCACCCAGCAGGUCAUCAGCUUUAUUGGGGAGGUGGUUAAGAACUCAAGGCUCGUGGAGAUUUUCUUCAAAAAGCCUGGAAUCAAAGCCAACAGGAAGGCAAAGGAUGACAAGGAUAAAGCAAAGCAGAGCCAGAAGGGCGGCAAGGCCCAGAAGAAAAGAAAACCGUUGGAUUCUACAGACAAUUCCUCUCUAAGUGAGCCAGAGCUGCUGGAAAAGGUGGAAAAGCUCAACAGGCAGAAUACUGAGCAGUCCUAUUUAAACACAGACGUUGAUGUUCAGAACGGGGAGGAUGUGAGAAGUGGAGAGGGAAGGCAAGAGCUGGCAGAGUUGAUCCUGGCCGAACCACAGUCAGACGAAACACAGAAGGAAACCACAGGAAGGGAGAAUGGAGAAGACGAUGGGGAUAUCUUUGAUGAUACAGAGCCGGAUGAAGACGAGCGACAGUCAGAAGAUGGUGGUACGGAAAAUAGGGGGAAAUUGGAAGAUGACACAAAUAAAAAGCACAUUGGAGAAACAGAAGAGUCAUCAGGAACAGAAGAAGCCAAAGAAGUAAUUUCAGAGAUAUCUCUUCUUCCAAAAGAAAGCUCUGAGGAGGCCGGUGACGUGGCCAUGUGUAGCAAACGACGUGUCACAGAAGAAGAGCUGGUGAAAGAUGACCUGAAAAAAAGCAGAGUGGAGGAAAGUAAAGUGGAAACGGAUGAUGAACAGGUGGCGGAGGCCUCGAAAUCAACCGAAGCAAAGCCCGAGACCGAUGAAAAGAGAGAGUCAGCAGUGACAGAGUUCUGCAUUGACUCAAGUCCACCACCAUUAGCACCCUUUGACCACCGCAUUGUGACUCCUAAACCCCAUCAAAUUGCUAGUUACUACACGAUCAACAAAGAUGAGGUCCUGGGCGGGGGGCGUUUUGGACAAGUCCACAAGUGCACAGAGACCUCAUCUGGUCUGACCCUCGCUGCCAAAAUCAUCAAAGCCAAGAGCCAAAAAGAGAAGGACGUUGUGAGGAAUGAGAUCCAGGUGAUGAACCAGCUGAAUCACGCCAACCUCAUCCAGCUGUACGCUGCUUUCGAGUCCCGCCAUGACAUCAUUCUGGUCAUGGAAUAUGUGGAGGGAGGGGAGCUGUUUGACCGCAUCAUUGACGAGAACUACAACCUGACCGAGCUGGACACGGUGCUGUUCAUCCGGCAGAUCUGUGAGGGGCUGCAGUACAUGCACAAAAUGUACAUCCUGCAUCUUGACCUCAAGCCAGAGAACAUUCUUUGUGUCAACAGAGCUACAAACAAAAUCAAAAUCAUCGACUUUGGGCUGGCAAGGAGGUAUAAACCCAGGGAGAAGCUGAAGGUCAACUUUGGAACGCCUGAAUUCCUAGCCCCUGAAGUAAUCAAUUAUGAGUUUGUUUCAUUCCCCACGGACAUGUGGAGUCUCGGGGUCAUCACAUACAUGCUGCUGAGUGGCUUGUCUCCGUUUCUGGGGGACGAUGACAAUGAGACCCUGAACAACAUCCUGGCCUGUCAGUGGAACUUCGAGGAAGAGGAAUUCACAGACAUCUCUGACGAGGCAAAAGACUUUAUCACACUUCUGCUCGUGAAGAGCAAGAGCUGGAGAAUGAGCGCAACAGAGUCCCUCAAACACCCCUGGUUGUCAGACCGGAGUUUGCACUUUCGACUAAAUAAGAAGAAAAACAAGUGUCACUCUACACAUGGUCCUCCCCCAGAGAGCUAAACUGAAACACUGUGAGGCCCCCGGCAAACCGUUUGAUAAAGUCAGGCCUUGGAGCCCAACUCUGGACCAAUUUUUCUGUCCCUGUACAGCCAGUGGAUAUCUGCUCUUUGCUUUGCAUCUUCACCUUUGCAUAGCUUCAUGUAGGUCUGAAAUGAAAAAAAAAACACUGGAAAAAAAGCUUUUUUAGCAUCCUGUUGUGCCCUCUGCCAGCGUGGUCUCUGUAGCUUUGUGAUGGAAAUAUACUGGAGCUGUUCCAGUGCUUGGAGACACAAUUCUUAUAAUGUGCCACUUUUAGCACCACUUCAACUGAUGAUAUUUCUGAAAAUAAGUUAUUUAACAUCAAUGCUGUUUUUUUUGUCCUGGCAUUUGCAUGCAUUGCACUUUUAUUGGCUAAGGUUCAGCUUUGAGAAAACAUAGAGAAUACUUUUGUUGACAUCUUGUAUUUUUGUGAUAGCAAUUUCUUUUUUUCUUUUAAGUAACAAGUCUUAUGAAAAUGUUGUCCUCUAAACGUAAAUUUUUGAGUUUGCUGAAUUUGAAUUCACACACCAUUUAUUUAUCUUGUAAAUAACACAACGCGUCUCAUUCCCCCUGAAACAUGAAGAUAUGUCAGUGAUUACAUUUUCAGGUAAUUUUCACUGCACACAGCAUUCAUCCCGCCGGCUCGUCUUGCUUCAGCAGUUUGGAGUAGCCCUCUCACCUUCCAUGAAGGCAUAAAAAGCAACGCAUACUACCUACCAGUGAAUCAUGUUUGUGACUGAAGUGGAUUCUUAUGUUCAUUUAUUUGCUGGUUCCACACCAGGCUGUACUUGAAUUACAAAGCUUUUAAAGAAGAUGUGACUUAGUUUUUUCAGUGGGGAGAUAAACAGAGUUUCCCAAACCAGAGUCAUACACAUAUAUAAAGUGUCAGUGCACAGUUCUGGUUGAUGAGGCCAGCAAAAGAGGGGAGGAAACGCCGGUCAUUGAUUUAUUGUCCCUCUUUUUUGUUGGGAAAACAUUUGGCGCCAGUUUGUUGGCUGAUCCGAUUUGACAUAAAAAGCUUUGUGAUUUGAAUACACUUUUAUUGAAUAUACGAUACAUUUUUAAAGCUUCUAUUGACAAUUCUAAGAAUUUAUGUAGAAUAUGAAUAUAUCAAUAAAUAUUGCA
Messenger RNA from Menidia menidia (Atlantic silverside), 3276 nucleotides. The record is from the annotation of a GenBank genome assembly. NCBI's taxonomy places the organism in Eukaryota, Metazoa, Chordata, Actinopteri, Atheriniformes, Atherinopsidae.